CCCAAUUAUUAUUUUUCGAUCAAUUUAUAAAUUUAGUAUCAGCUAUUCAGUUAAUAGUCUUAACUAAUAAUUAAACUUUAACCUAACCAAAUACUAGUCUAUCAUGGGUUCUAUUAAAAAGAUUUUACCACCUCAACCACAUUAUUUGUCCGGAUACACUGGAUUUGUUCCGGGCUACAAAAGUUCCUGUGGUCAGAGUUAUGGAAAGUUAACUCACGAUUUGUUUUUCGACAAUACAGUUAAACGAUCCAAUGUACCAGUACUAAGUGACCUUACUAACGAAUAUGACAAUUCGAUUUGUACUCUUCAAGAAGAGGACUCCAUAAAUAAGCGAUGUGAAGACAAUUUAAAUUGCAAGUUUACUACUGAUAUAAUGCCAGGUUAUGCCGGAUAUGUACCUCAAUAUAUCUUCUUAUGCGGAAACAAGUAUACUGCGGACACAACUCGGGCAAUCAAUAAUUUUGUGAAAAUACUAAAGGCAUGUUCGUGUCCAGAAUGUGAACAGAAACUAGGACGUUCUGUGAAAAUUGAUAAGAAAAAUCUAGAUGUUGAGGCGAGUGUACCACAAAAUGUCAAUGAAUCAAUGAAACAUCCAUUAUUCAAAAAGGACUUGGAAGCUGAAAAAGCAUUUAAACAACAAUACAAACAAACUCCGCCGAUUCCACCUAACAAAAAAACUUAUUUUUUGGAGAACGGAAAUCCACACAAAAAAUGCAUGGCUGGUUAUGCAGGACAUGUACCAGGUUUAUUAUUUGAGUUUGGCCAGUCAAACACUCCUGCCACAAUAGACGCUCUGAACAAAUUCACAGACCUGUAUAUCAAACACAAAUUUUAACACAUUGACGGACACUUAUUCUAAAUUCCCAUAACGCUGUAUAUGGGAACGCACUUUUUUUUAUUAUUUAUAGUGAAAUGUAUAGCAAAAUAUAAAACCGAAAAUUUCGGAUCCUCUGACGUGUGAUCUCCAACCCCUCAAUUUGUAUAAUAUAAAUUGUAUGAUAGGAAUAAACAAACAGCAUAGUUCUAUAACACAAUAACAACAGCGUUAAAAUUAUUGAGAAAAUCUUAUCCUUUUUUCUGUUCACAUUAAUUAAUAAUCACAAUUGUGAACACAAAAAUGCAUUUUGUAAUUUCACAAAAUUAUUGAUUCCCCAAAUUUGCGUCCUCAGUAUAUCUAGUUCAAUAAUAGACAUAUUACAUUUUUGGCAUGAUAAUAUUUAAUAUUUAUUUUUUAUUAAAAAAAAAAAAAACAAAUAUUAAGAGGACUCUUUUUAAUGAAUAGAUAGUCAUUAUUAAUAUUGGAAAACAAUAGGCAUUUAUAUUAGGUAUUUUAAAAUAUGUAUGUAUACUUGUUUCCACAUAAGGAGAUAUAUUGAGCUACAUAAUUAUAACAUAAGUAUUUAGUAGUAUACCACUAAAGUAGAUAUAUAACGACGAGAUGGAGCAACAUACCAACAUGUUAACAAAGUGCCCAUAUAUUGUAAAUUGAACAUUUUUAACACUUCGCAGGUUUAUUUUGAGAUAGCCCUCUAGGCCUCUAGCUUUUAUAACUACAUAGGACCUAAUAUGUGUUUUCUGUACGGCUUUGUAAAUAAAUGUGUUAUCACAUGUUUUGUGGCGAGAGUAUAUAUAAUAUUACUGUCCAAACUUUGAUAAAAAUGUAUAUGUAUAUUAUGAGGUACCUACACAGAUAUAUUAUUAUGAUCACCUAA
Messenger RNA from Acyrthosiphon pisum (pea aphid), 1712 nucleotides. RefSeq names its product UPF0605 protein GA14893. The record is from RefSeq and is a predicted model, not a curated record. The transcript has 3 exons. NCBI's taxonomy places the organism in Eukaryota, Metazoa, Arthropoda, Insecta, Hemiptera, Aphididae. Bases 104 to 835 code for a protein of 243 amino acids.